AUGGCAUUUCAAUCUACAACAUCAACUCCAAAAAAAUAUUUUGUAUUAGCCGAUAGUCAUGCUAGAUUUGUGCCCCGACUAACUACAACACCCACCCAUCAAAUUGUUAUUGAAUCAAUAUUCGGUUUGAAAUGGAUUGAUGACGGCCAACAUCAUCUUUCCGCUUUCCAUCUCUUUCAAACAUCUCCUAUUUUUUCUCAUUUAGUAUCUGCUAAUGCCGUCAUGUUUUUAAUUGGCAGUAAUUCUUUACGUAAGUUUACAGCUUCAAUAGUCCUUAAUCAAAUUCAAUAUAUAAUAUCCGAUCUUCGUCGACAACAUCCGCAUCUUGCCAAUAAGGACUCGAUUGGUAUUGUAACAACAUUUUCACGUUUUAAGUUCUCUUAG
This is a messenger RNA of Rotaria sp. Silwood2, 384 nucleotides long. The record is from the annotation of a GenBank genome assembly. NCBI's taxonomy places the organism in Eukaryota, Metazoa, Rotifera, Eurotatoria, Philodinida, Philodinidae.